This is a messenger RNA of Heterobasidion irregulare TC 32-1, 1652 nucleotides long. RefSeq lists its product as uncharacterized. The coding region runs from base 9 to 1514 and encodes 501 amino acids. Lineage: Eukaryota; Fungi; Basidiomycota; Agaricomycetes; Russulales; Bondarzewiaceae. Gene Ontology annotation, molecular function: iron ion binding; oxidoreductase activity, acting on paired donors, with incorporation or reduction of molecular oxygen; heme binding. The transcript is spliced from 12 exons. The record is from RefSeq and is a predicted model, not a curated record.
AGCCCACCAUGUUCGAAACACUCUCUGCUGGACUGACACUGCAGCCGCCCUUUGCUGUCUUCAUACUUGGAACCGUGGCCUUCUUGCUAUGGUGGAAACACGGAGCAACCAAACUGCCUUUGCCGCCUGGUCCGCCUGGUCAUUGGUUAUGGGGUAACAUCAUUCCCGAGACGAAGGACUACUUGAAGUAUCAUGAGUGGGCGCAAGAGUAUGGUCCUAUAUACAGCCUCAGAAGUGGUCGCCGCACCGUGAUCGUCAUCGCCAACAACGAGGCUGCCGCUGAGAUCUUGGAGAAAGAAGGCAUACACUCUGCUGACCGUCCUCGUACCGUCGCAGCGGGAGAAAUGAUGUCAGGAAACAUGAGGAUUCUUUUGAUCGGCGUCGGAGAUCGUUUUCGCAAGCUGCGCAAAGCACUGCACAGUCACUUGCAACCGAAGCUUGUGCCUAUAUACGAGCCUCUCCAGCUUUUCAACGCCAAGGUCUUGAUACGCGAUAUUCUCAAGAACCCCGAAGGACAUCGCAAGCAUGCCAGAAGAUAUGCAGCCUCUGUGAUUCUUUCUCUUACUUAUGGCAAACCUUCCCCGAGUCACCCAGAAGACCCUGACAUUCCGCUUAUCAGUCGAUGCCUGGUGCGCAUUGGGCGCGCUGUUCGACCAGGAGCACACGUUGUCGACGAUCUACCUUGGCUCAAGUCUGUCCCGUUCUAUGGCAAACAGCUCAGGGGCUAUCAUCGCGAAGAACUCGCUCUGUUCAGAAGGCAGAUGCAAACCACCCGAGAUGACAUCGCUUCAAAGAAGGCUCCACCGUCGUUCGGGAAGUACCUCGUGGAACGUCAAGACGAGCUAGAACUCGAGGAUAACGAGGCUGCAUACCUGGCUGGGUCUAUGUUUGGCGCCGGGUCUGAAACGACGGGUUCCGCCAUCAGCGUUGUCAUCAUGGCGGCAGCAUGCUUUCCCGAUGCGCAGACCGUCGUGCAGAAUGAGCUGGACGAUGUAGUUGGCCCUAACCGACUUCCAUCCUUCAGCGAUGUAGACCUGCUACCACAAGUUGAGGCCUUCGUUCUCGAGUCGUUCCGGUGGCGUCCUGGAUCUUUCUCCGGCUUUCAACACAGAUCCACCGAAGAAAUUAUCUAUAAAGGAUACCGAAUCCCUGCCGGCGCGACCUUACUUCCGAAUAACUGGUCUCUUGCUCGCGAUCCAGAACUCUUCGCGGACGCAGAGAAAUUCGAUCCACAACGCUGGUUGAAUAAGCAGGGACAAGUCAGGAAAGAUCUCAAGUUUCCAAACUUCGGCUUUGGGAGACGGAUUUGUCCGGGCCAGUAUUUUGCCAUGAACUCUCUCUUUAUCAAUACCGCCUUGCUCCUUUGGUCCUUCCGGAUCUUACAGGAUCCCACCCGACCCAUUGAUACACUUGCUUUUACGGGAGGCGUCCUACACUCCCCCGAUCCGUUCACAGCCAUUUUUGAGCGGCGCCUGGCAGGAUUGCAUGAGUUGAUUAACGAAGACGAUUCUUGACUUCUUGGACGCUUCCGUACUUCUGUACUAUACUGUGAGUCGUGAGUGAGAUCUGACAUCACUCACCUUGGCGGACUGUAUCUUGUAUGUACCUAGAUGGUCUACUAUGAGAGAUACGAAUGUCAAUAUGUCAAUGGU